This is a messenger RNA of Melampsora larici-populina 98AG31, 912 nucleotides long. RefSeq lists its product as uncharacterized. The record is from RefSeq and is a predicted model, not a curated record. Lineage: Eukaryota; Fungi; Basidiomycota; Pucciniomycetes; Pucciniales; Melampsoraceae. The transcript is spliced from 4 exons. Bases 1 to 912 code for a protein of 303 amino acids.
AUGCGUGUCAUCUUUCCCAAUUUUAGUGUCCUUGAUGCCCGCCUCAUGAUGCCAAAGAUCAUCGCAGUUGUCAAGAGCAUCAUGAGUGGUAGAAUGAAGAUGCCACCAUCGGAACACCUACAUGCGGGCUACCAGAUCUCUUUAAAUGAAGAAAAUCCCAACAACCUCGAUCAUCUGCGCAACUUUCCGUCUAAUAAAGAGAUAUCAGACGAUCUCGACAUUGCCAAAAAACGUGCUCUUAGUUUGGCAGAAUAUUGUGAGAUGGUUGUAAAUGAGCUUGAAGAUUUAGACGAUGAUGUAGAGGAAAUUGUCCGAUCAACUGUUGAGAAAGUUCAAGAAGACUCGCCGGAUAUCUCAACGAGCGCUGCCAAAGAUUAUCAAAUAAAAUAUGGCUUCGACAUGGGGGAAUUUCCCGAGGAUGAGGCUUUUGAAACCGCAGCUAUAUUAACAAAAGAGCAGAAUGCUCUCAAUCUCAUGCUCGAUAAAGUACCCGAAACUCUUGAGGGCGACGUAGUUCAGAAUGCUGCGAUGUCAAUAUCAAACCUUCUCAACUCUAGCGACGAGCCUCACAAGACCAUAGACUUGACAGUGGGUGAAGAAUCGUUGAGCCUGAUUGAUGGUGACAAACUUCACCACAAGAACAUCAUGAAGCUACGACGAAGUCAUGAUAGUCAGGUUUCCAAGAAUAAAGCUCAACUCAACUACCAACGAUGGUGGCAUGAAACCGAGUGUUUGCUCGAAAGCCAUAGCAGUCUUUAUGAAGACUUUUUCUGGAACUCCAGCUGGUGCCGCACGUCGGCACCGGUGGAAUAUGCAUGUAAAGAUAAAUCUGGCGGGGAUUAUCACCAACACCACAACAGAUCGAGCUUUGGACCUGCAGCAGUUAUUCGAUGCUGGAUCGAUUGGGGUUGA